Canis lupus familiaris (dog) is the source of this 3776-nucleotide messenger RNA. It is a transcript of the gene CLEC2D, whose product is annotated as C-type lectin domain family 2 member D. Gene Ontology annotation, cellular component: external side of plasma membrane. The transcript has 5 exons. Lineage: Eukaryota; Metazoa; Chordata; Mammalia; Carnivora; Canidae. The record is from RefSeq and is a predicted model, not a curated record. The coding region runs from base 1017 to 1385 and encodes 122 amino acids.
UAGCCUCCUGCUAAAGAAAUGAUGUAUUAUUUGUGAUAUGGUGGUCAGUUAUAUAGUUUAUGAACCAAAGAUUUAGUUCCCAUUUUUCCCUUUUUGUAUACACUCUGUUCAACAGAUGUGAAUGGGGAGUAUCUUCCUCCAUUUCUCUUCAGGUUUCAGAAAGCACCCAUUUUCACCAAUAAUCUUAAGAUGUGAUAGUGUGUUAGUAUUUGAAGGAAUCGAAUAAAGAUUUACACUAGUGUAACUUUCACACUCAUAGUCAAACGAUAGACUUUCCAAGGAACCAUGUUGUACUUUUCUACUGGGGCAGAAGUUCUUAGAAUAAGCACCUGUGCAGUGAUGCACCUUGCAGCCUUAUUUGUAGUAGGGAAAACAUAGAACCCUAUUAACUGAAUCUCUCCCAGGACAUCUUUGACACACUAUGCUUUUCUACAUUAGGAAAUUUAUAUUUAGUCAAUAGACUGUAUACUACUCAAGAGUUAAGACAUUAAAUUUUAUUUAAGGCAUCUAAUUAAAUUUUAUCUGAGGAAAAUGUCUCUGAUGAUGAGAGUAGAAAUCUAGAUGUCUCUAUUCGCAAAACGUAAAUAAGAUAAUGAGAAUACUGUCAGCAUGGUGUGCCCCGGGAAACCUCAUGAAGAGAAUGUCAUGUGGUGUUAUAUUGCCCUUGGAGCUAUGCCUUCAGGGCUCAACUUUCUGGUUUCUAGUACCCACUCUGGAGCUUCGAUACUCCAGGCCUGCCUCUGUCUUUGCAACCAGGAAUAAAACAAUGGUUUUGUUUGUGUUUGUUUCUUCGUUUGUUUAAGAUUGUAUUUAUCUACUCAGGAGAGACAUACAGAGAUAGGCAGAGACACAUGCAGAAGGAGAAGCCGGCUCUUUGCAGGGAGCCCGAGUGGGACUCCAUCUGAGGACCCCAGGAUCAGGCCCUGAGCUGAAGGCAUAGGCUAAACCACUGAGCCACCCUGGUGUCCCUAAAACAAUGGUUCCAAAGUGUCCUGGAACACAGCUCUUCAAAAGAGAUGUCUACAAACCCCUCUUCACUUCUCUUCCGUGCUCCGUGGAACCCAUCUGGGACAGCUCCAAACCGUGGGCUCCAUGGGGCUGGCUUCCCUGAGGGUAGUGCAUCAGCAGCAGCACCUCGAAACCAAGAGGAAGGUAGAGAUAGUGACCUCAACCUCUACGGAGGGCUCCUCUCACUUUGCUUAGAAGUAAAACCAAGGCUAAACUUAUGGCCUAAUAACUGGCUGCAGAAAAAGGGGAAAUGGUAUCAUUUUUUAAAAACCUUUAAAUCAUGGACAAAUAGCCAAAAAUCCUGUUUAAUAAUGAAAUCACAUCUCUUGAUGAUUCAAGACAAGGCUGAACUGAUUUCAAGUCCUGGGCCAGGUUGAAGAUAAUUCCUGUGCUGUGAUAACAAAGAAGGAUGUGUUUUCUGAGAAAUGUUGCAAUCAGAGUUCCUGGAUUUGUCAACACGAUUGCUGAAGAUGACCUCUAAACUGAUCCCAGUUUAUCCUUCCCAUAAAAACAAUUCACAAGGACUUUGUAAUUUAUGUGUUUUUGCUGAAUCACAUUAUUUUGGCAACAAAUAUUAUGGUGAUGAUAAUAAUGGUGUAGAUUUGUGUCACUAUCAAUCUGGGUAAUCAGCCUCAUCAACUCAUCCCCUAGCUCGUCACUAGUGCUGUAUUUCCACAGUUAUAUCCCAUUCAAUAUGGUGGCUAUUUUAGACAGAAACUAUCCCUUAGUCUGCUCAAUAAUUCUCUCCCUGGGCACUGGGUGACUUAGUGCCUUAAGAUCAGACUCUUGGUUUUGGCUCAUGAUCAUGAUCUUGGGGUCAUGGGAUAGAGCCGUCCCCCGGGAUAGGGGGUGAGGAGUCUGCUUGGGAUUUUUUCUUCCUUCCUCUCUGCCCCUCCUCCCUCUCUAUCACCCUCUCUAAAUAAAUAAAAAAAUUUUUAAUGUAGGGAAAAUUCUCUCCCUACAUCUCUUAUUCACAUUAGCAAAGGAGCUAUUAUUUUUUAAAGAGAAUCGAUCAGAUAUAUUCAUGAACUUUCUAAUACUAAGUGUACACACUUACCUGCAUCUUACUUAUUUCCUUUUCCUCUUCUCCUAUUUCUGAAAAAGAGGUAUCCCUCUGUCUGUCUAAAUCAAAUCUCUGAGUCUACAGUUGGGAUUGUGUCUCUUUUAAUUUUUUCAAGGGGAUUCCUUCCUCCAACCUUUCUCUUUUUCUACCUCCUUUUCUUUCAGCAAUGAAACAUGCAAAAGCACAAGAAAAGUUUCCCUGAACCACAUGUGGUUUCUAGUUUCUGCCCAGUUUCUCCCACCUCUUUUAAGUCAAACUUCCUAGAAAUUAUUUCUUCUUGCUUUUUCCUCUUUCCACCUCCUACUCCAGGUUCUUCUAAAAUCUGGUUUCUGCUUUUCCUAUUUCACUAAAGUAUUCUCAUUAUGUCACAAAUGCCUUUCUUCUGGCAAAGCACAAUGAGGAUUUUUUAGCUUUCAUUUUAACUCUCAGCAGUGUUGCUCAUUAUUGACCUAUCUUCCAGAAAUAUUCUGUAACCUCAGCAUCUAUGACACAAUGCUCUCUUAAACCUGUAUGUAGGUUUUCUGCUAUUGCUCCUCAGUUUUUUCUCAAGCAUCUCUUCUUCUGAUCUCUUCAAAACUGACAUUCUUCAGAGUUUGGGGAGAUCCUCUAUCAUACACAAUUCUUGGCUCAACCCAUCCAUGCUCUAAGUUUGAUUGUAAUCAAUAUAUUAAUAACUCCCAAACCCAUAUUUCAAACUCAGACCUUAUUACAGCUGUUUGCCCACUUGAUAUCUCUAUUGGACAUCUUAAAACCUCUCAGUCUUCACAUGUUAAAAAUUAAACUCAUUAGCCUAGUGAAUGGCAGCAACGUGACCAUUAGUCCAAGUCAGACUCCCUGGAGUCAACCCUGACUUCUUUCUUUUCGCCUUCAGUAAGAGAAUGAAUUAUUUUUUUAUCACAUAAUUAUUUCUGAAUCCAUCUACAUAGUUUCAUACCCACCAUAUGGCCCUGGAUUCCUGCAACAGUUGUUUUUGUGUGCUUCUAGCUUUGUCUGCCAAAGUCCAUUCUCCAUAUCAUGACGAGUGAUUGUCUAAACCUCCUAACAGGCUACAUUGCUCACUACUUAAUUCCCUUUAGGGGCUUUCCAUUGAUUCAAUCUUUGACCCUCUCCUACCAAUCCUUUGUGUCUUGGCUCCUCUUCAUUUCUCCCCCACCACUAUGCUUGUAAUAAUGCAGACACCUUAAACUUUUUCAGUUUCUCAAAUGUGUCAUGCUUUCUCUUGCCUUGAAUCUAAUCAGAUGUUUGCCUCCACUUGACAUUCUUCCCUUUCUUACUCGCCUGUUUAACUCUUGCUUAUUUUUCAGAUGGCCAGUUAAAUAAGUGCAAAAUUUGGUGGAAAAUAAUUCUUUAACCAUUCCCCUCUCCAGACUAAAUUAUAUGCACUUGGUGUAUAUUCUCACAAUUUCCUGUACUUAACCAAUCUUAACAUUUAAUACCCUAUUUUUUUUGGCCAUUGUUUAAUUAUUUGUAUUUAUUAAUGUACUGUAAACUCUGGAAGACAAUGAUCUUCACUGAGUGGGUGAGACAAGGUGCCUGAUGCUUGAUGGUUAGUAAAUAAGUACUUGUUAUGUUGUUGAGAUUAUUUGUAACAUGUUUUAUUGUUUCCCCAGCAUAAUUUUUCCUAGUUGUACAGAGUUUCCCUUAGUUUAGAUAAUACUUAUCUGUAUAGAGAGAAAUAAACCACUCUUUUGUUUUUUUCAUUAAA